AUGACCGUGUGGAAGAAGCAGAUGGUGGACGCUGGCGUGUCUGAGAAGAUGGCGGAUUUGGUGGUGAAGCUUGGUUACGACUCCGAGGAGCUGUUUUGUGGCGCAUUUGUGGAUCAAGCAGCGUUUGAGUCUUGGCUGGUGAAGCUGCGGAGCAAGGCGGGGGAUACCGAGUUGGAGCGUUUAGAUGACGUUGAGUGGGCCACACACCCUGUUGCAGCCAGACUGCGUGUCUUUUGGAAGAAAUGCCAAAAGCUUCCUCUGCUAGCACUUCAGCCACGGGGUCCAGACGGGGGUGUCUCGACUGCUUCACUUGCUUUGAUGCCAGUGCAAAGUGCCUCCCGAUUGACUCCCAGCGAUCGGGAAAGACUUCGGCGAAAACUCGAAGCAGACUACACCUCCGUGGUGGUGACUGCCGAGACGAUGCCGGCCCUAUGCUACCUGCAAGCCAUCCAUCAGCAGAAACAGGAUAAGCUCUGGGAGUGGUUGCCUUGGCGGCGCAUCUUGAGUGAGGAACAGCUCUUGGAGGUAAAGGCACGGCGCAGCCGCGCCACUCCCGACUCCCAACCGGAUGAGUGGGACCUUGACUUGGUUGGGGCUGCCUUGCGGGUGCAGCACACUUUGGAGACCAGGGCGCAUGCCUUUGCUAUGGUAGAUGCCUGUCAUUUACACUCUUGGACUGUGUACGUCAAGAAGUUUAUGCACCUGUAUGCCAAGAAGCCGAUGGAGAACUUUCGCCCCCCCACUGUUCUGGAGGCAGAAGCUGCUGACCGCUCCGUAUUGGAGGAGGUGUUCCAGUUGUGCUUCUCGGGUCAUUCCUUGAGCGAUGCUUUAGCGCACGUGGUGGUAGACAGAGAUAUGUUGCGUCAUGUUUUGGUGGAGCGCCCUAAAGCCGGCAAGGUGGAAAAGGUACCGCUGCCCCCAUCACCAUUGCCGCCUCUUCCCCGCCGUCCAGGGCUUGGCAAUGGCAAGCGUCGCCCGUCCGAGGCGCCUCGAGCGCCGGGCAAGCGCUUGCGAAAUGGCGAGUGCUGGGAUUGGGUUGAUGGAAAGUGCUCCUCGAAGAUGUGUCGGUUCAAACACGAGUGCGCCGUGUGCGGGGACAAGUCGCACCAUGCAGCGGUGUUCAUGGGUGCAUCGCACCGCCGUCAUACCCUGACGGAAAGCACACUGCGGAAAGCGAGUAGUCGGUUCCGUUUGAAGGAUGGUGGCGGCGUUUGGUCAGAUGCGGAUUGGAUGUCCCCGCGCAGUUCCGACUUCUUGUGGGAGUUGCGACGGUUUUGGAUGGAGCGCAUUGCGGAGUGGGGCCUGGUCCCCCGCUUGUUGGCCCAUGUGACCCAAGCAGAGCCGCUUCCUCUGCUGCGUGACGAUGAGGUAGAUGUCCUUCGGCAGGACGUUGUGGCCUUUCUGAGAAGCAGAGGUUGGCAGUGCACUGCUCGCGUUGCGGAAGGCCAGCCUUUUACGCUUGGCAUCUGGGACGCAUUGCUUGGGUAUCUGCAGGAUUGCGAUGCCGACUUGCCAGACAUAUUACAAAAGGGGGUGCCUACAGGUAUCCUGUCGGAUAUCCCUGCUUCGGGAGUGUGGCAUCCCGUAGACCGGCCUGAGCGACCUUGCCUGGAAUUGUUGGUGCAUGAUGAGCCCUGGGCCUCUGCCACGGAUGAUUCAGACUGUCUUAUGCGUCUGGUCCAAGCCGACAUCGAUGCCGGGUUCGCAGAAUGGCUGCCGGGCGGCUUUCCGGAAGCAAAAGCGCGGUUUGGUGCCAAGUGCGCGGCAGGCAAGUUGGGCGUUGUGAAAAAGGAGGGUUCGGAUCCGCGACUUGUUGGCGACAGUUCUGUCUCCAAUGCGAACCUGCUGUGCCGUAUUCUGGAGAAAGUCGAGCUGCCCUCACUCUUUGACGUGUCCGAGUUCCUGUCUCGGUACCAAGAUGAGGCCUGGACGGCCUUCUCGUUGGAUGUGGCUAAGGCUCAUAAGCGGAUCAGGAUCGAUCCGGCCGAACGAGGGUUUUCAAUUUUUGUGGCAGUUGACAAGCAGGGCCGCAAGCACUGGUUCGUGUAUAACACGGCGCAUUUUGGGGCUUCCUGGGCGGGCUAUUGGUGGGCCCGUGCGGCUGGCGCUUUUGUGCGCUGCGCACAUGUUCUUCUUCAUGACAGUCAUUUUUUGGUUAUAUAUGUUGAUGACCUCUUGGCGUUGUUUCCUCGACAUCGAGCGCCGUUCUUGGCUUGUCUGUGCAUCAUGCUGGCGACGUCCAUGGGAGUUCCAAUCUCCUGGAGAAAGUUGCAGCUGGCAGACUCGCUGCGGUGGAUCGGCUGGGAUAUCUGCCUGGGGAGGCGGCCAGUGGCUACGCUACCUUUGGAUAAGCGUGCUGUGCUGCUAGCCGUGUUGCAGCCGCUGCGUUCACCUGGCGCCAGUAUCAAUCGCCGAGACCUUCGCAAGCUUGUGGGCCGUCUUUGCUGGUUCACAGCGGGGCUCCGCUGGUUGCGGCCCUGGCUGGCUAUGUGGUUCCACGCGCUAGCAAAGCCCAAGUUGCGCCUGCAGUGCCUUGACCGUGAGCAGAUCGAGGAGGUGGCUGGCGCGCUAGAUGACACCAUGCUUGUGUCCUGGCCGUGUGCCACAUCUGAUGUCCAGGCGGGCUGGCGUGUGCUUGAAGCGUCCAAUCGAGCGGUGGAUUGCAGACGAGAUCUCCUAACGGCCAGAUUGCGUAAUGGCAGAGUGUGGGUUAAGUUCUCUGAGGCCUCGGACUCGGGGACGGUGGUGUUGAGCUCGGAUGAGGCCCGUGUAGCUUCGUUCUUCCUCGACGUGGUGAAGGCCAAUGUGCCAGUCCAACUAGCCACUACGGCCGGAAUUUCGGGCGCGGCAGCAGCGGAUGCGUUCGCUGAGGGUGACCAGGCUGGAUUAGGCGGGUGGUGGAUUGAGCCGGGCGAGCACAUUCAUCCACGCAAUAUCCGUUAUUUUGCCAUAUCUCUUCGGCUGCGUGACCUGCCAGCGUGGUUCCUCAAGCCAUUAGAGAAGGGAGACCGCAACUUGCAGCCACUAAUUGCUGCGUUUGAAGCUCUGGCCCAGCUUGUCCUCUUGGAGUGUCGGUGCUUGUCUUUGCCCCGAACAGGCGACGUUGGCUGGCUGGCGAUGCGACAAGAAUGCGAUAAUAUGGGCGUCGUUGGGGCCUCUGCAAAAGGAAUGUCCCUCAAGGAGCCUCUCGCGUCCGUGCUGCAAUCGGCAGGGCUAUUUUGUGCUGAGCACGGCUUGGAUCUGCGUAUUACACAUGUCGCCGGAGUGCGGAACAAGUGGGCGGACGCCUUGUCGCGUGGCUAUGCGGUCGACGCUGAAUUUUGGGACAUGCUGGAUGAGCGCCGCAGGGUGCGCCCCGAUUGGAGGCGGCUUUUGGAGCUGGGCCGAUGCCCGGUCAUGCCCCGUGGCUUGUGA
This is a messenger RNA of Symbiodinium natans, 3414 nucleotides long. Lineage: Eukaryota; Dinophyceae; Suessiales; Symbiodiniaceae. The record is from the annotation of a GenBank genome assembly.